Bactrocera dorsalis (oriental fruit fly) is the source of this 704-nucleotide messenger RNA. It is a transcript of the gene HemK2, whose product is annotated as methyltransferase N6AMT1. The record is from RefSeq and is a predicted model, not a curated record. Gene Ontology annotation, cellular component: eRF1 methyltransferase complex. NCBI's taxonomy places the organism in Eukaryota, Metazoa, Arthropoda, Insecta, Diptera, Tephritidae. Gene Ontology annotation, molecular function: protein methyltransferase activity; nucleic acid binding; S-adenosylmethionine-dependent methyltransferase activity. The transcript has a single exon. The coding region runs from base 1 to 639 and encodes 212 amino acids. Gene Ontology annotation, biological process: methylation.
AUGGAAACUCCUUACACAGAUCAUCUAACAUCAAUCGAUUACGAACAAGUGUAUGAGCCAGCAGAAGAUUCCUUUCUAUUGUUGGAUGCCUUAGAAGCUGACCUAUCAUUUAUCGAGAGUUUACAACCGCAGGUAUGCUUGGAAGUUGGACCGGGUAGUGGUAUCAUUGUUACUGCGUUGGCAAAAAAGUUAAAAGAAACACUUUGCCUAGCUACUGAUAUAAAUCCAUAUGCUUGCAAGGCAACGAAAAAAACUGCUAAUCAUAACGGUACAUUUGUGGAAAGCAUAAAUUGCAACUUGGUAGAUCUUUUGCGUAAAAAGACGAUCGAUUUACUUGUAUUCAAUCCGCCUUACGUGGUAACCUCGGACGAAGAAUUAAAAAAUCAAUCAUAUACCAACUCACAAAUAACAUUUUCGUGGGCUGGAGGUGUACAUGGUAGACGUGUAAUUGAUGAACUGCUCAAGAGUUUGGAUAGCAUUUUAUCUGCAAAAGGGGUUUUCUAUUUGUUGGCGCUACGUGAAAAUAAACCAGAUGAAUUAAUAAUCAAUUUAAAUACUUUGGGCUUUACUGCAAUUAAGUUUAUGGAAAGACGGAUUCCUGGCGAAUAUCUAUACAUUUUAAAGAUAACACGAAAAUGAUUUUUAAGGUAUCAUAAAAAUAUCAAUCAAUUUGAUGUAAAAUAUAAAUAAAUAUUUUCUCCAAA